UUCUUGAGAUGUACCCCCAUGUCUGUUAUUUCUAAGUAGGUCGUACAUUUACUGGCAGGCCGAUUUCUACUUUCGCUUCAAGAGUGAACAUACUUAUUGCACGAUGCCAUUACUAUCAUUAACAUAUAUCAACAAGCAGAGUCGCAAAAGAAUAUCACUUACUCUAUCUAUGUGUUAUUUAAUCCAUUAUAAAGCCGCAAAUGCAAAUAAAUUAUUCGUUGUUCACUGGCUGUCUGUAACUUCCGGCCAUUUUGUUUUUCCCGAAUACCCAAAUGAAAGAUGCGCACUGAUUGGACAAUCGUUUGGCGGAUUUUUUCGGAAGAACUCCAUACUCAUCGCUUAUUUUCAACGUAAACACCUAUGGUGGAAAAGAUGCACCUUACUGAUGGACAGCAACGUGCGCUUAAAAUCGCACUUGAGGGCCACAAUUUGUAUAUUGGAGGCCAAGCAGGUACUGGGAAGUCAGUACUUCUUUCGCAAAUAUUUGAGAGUCUUCAAAACAAAAAAAGUAUUGCACUAACAUGCACUACAGGAAUAGCUUGUACAAACUUCCCUUCGAGAUUUGAUGCAGCCACAAUUCACAGCUGGGCUGGAUUAGAUGAUGGAAGGCAUGAUACUAGUGAAAUUAAAAGCAUUGUCAAACACCACAAAAAGGAUGUAUAUAACAGAAUAUGUGCAACAGAUGUUCUAAUUGUGGAUGAAAUAUCUAUGCUGUCACAAAAACUACUUGAACAACUUGAAGAAGUAUGUUCAUUGAGAGACGAACAAAAAUAUUUUGGAGGCAUCCAGGUAAUACUGUGUGGGGAUUUCAUGCAAUUGCCCCCAGUAAGAAAUGCUAUAUACAAUGACGCUGGGAAUUUCUGUUUCCUCAGUCCACUCUUUGAUACUGUAUUUCCACAUCGUAUCAUUUUAAAAAAUGUUGUGAGACAGAAUGAUAUUGAAUUUGUAUGCACCAUCAACGAAAUAGCUAGAGGUUUUUUAAGUCAGAAAUCAAAGACCUUUUUACAGAGUCUUGAUAGACCACUUCAUGUUCCAUCAAGUGUGAAGCUAUAUGCAACAAAUGAAUUAGUAAAUAGACACAACAGAAAGUGUCUUUUUGAAAUGCCAGGGAUUCAUACAGAGUAUUUAGCAGAGGAUUCUGGAGAGAUUUCUUGUUUGUCUCGAGUCUCAGCACCACAAGUUCUGUGGUUGAAGAAAGAUUGCCCCGUUAUUCUAUUGAAAAAUCUGACCAAAAAGUUUGUAAAUGGGUUACAGGGAACUGUGGUGUCCUGUGAAAGAGAUGGCCCACUGGUACAUUUUGCUUCUGUUGAUGAAACUGUCAAGAUUAAACAAGAAAGAUUUUCAGUAUUCAGUCCUGUGUUGCGAAGAAAUCUUGCUGAGAGGAAGCAAAUUCCAGUCAAACUUGCAUUUGCCUUAACAAUCCAUAAAGCCCAGGGUAUGACACUUGACAGUGUGGAAAUUGAUUGCCAACAAAUUUUCUCCCCAGGACAACUUGGGGUAGGGGUGAGUAGAAUCAAGUCCCCAACAGGACUGCGGCUGAUCAACUUUAAUGAAACUGCUUGUAUCCCUCUGCCGUCCAUCAUUUUCAAGUUCCUGGAUACAUGUACACCCUCAAUGACUCAAGAUGCAGAUCUUAAAUGUUGUAAGAACACAAGAAUCAGGUGUAAUGAAAGGGCAUUUGAAGAAAUUCAUCAUCUUGAACCAAUUGCACAGGAACAUGACAUGUGGGAGAAUGUUGAAGACUCACAUGGUGACAUUGACAGUAUUCUAGAUGAUAUUAAAUGUGUUCAAACUGAUGAUUCAGAAGUGAUUGCAUUACCCGAGGGCUUAGAUAUCCAUACAAUUUUGACAAAUAUUUAUGUGCAAGAUGCAGAGACUACAGUACAAAAACAAACAAAUUGUGUAAUUGAUACACUUUUGACCGGAAAUUUUGACUAUGAUUGUGUGGAAUUAAAAAUUGAUAGGGAAAAUCCUAUAGCAGUAAAACCAGACAAACUCACACAUUUUUUCAAACAGUGCCAUCAGUUUCAAACUUCUGAUGAAUUUAAGGCAUGUACCCUACUGAUGUUUUUUGAUGUGUGCCAAAUUCAUCCUGUAUCACCACAGGUAAUGGCACACAUUGCUUUUAACAUUUUUGUUCAUAUUAGGAAGUUUAUUCUUGGUCAGCUGGAAAAAGUGUACAAAAUUAGGGGUAAAUGUUUUAAAAAAAGAAGUCUCACUGAAGAAAGCUUAGGGAAAGUGAGAUAUUUUGGAGGUUACUGUGUGGCAAAGACACGCCACCACUACAAUAAAGUUCUUCGUCAAAGAAGUUUUAAGAUAGGAGAGUCAAAUCAGAAAAAAUAUGAUGAAGCAUUCACAAUAAUACAGAUCCUAGAUAACUUUAGAGAAAAUGAAAUUAUAAUUGGUGGAACUUCAUCCCUUCCCCAGACACUUAUAGAGACAGCUGUCAAACAGAACAUUUCAAGAGGUCUUACAAAUAUAACAGACAAAAUGUUUCUUUUCUUCAUGUCUGUAUGUGACUUGUGUUUAAGUGUUUUUAUUGAGAAAAAUUUAAACAUUCAUGGUAACAAUAUUUAUGAAGCAUGCAAAGAAAAAAUACAUAGUGAUGGGAAACUUUAUCAGUUAUUCCUUGAUGCAGUUAAUUUUUCCCCUCCUGCUGAAUUUUUACAGUCACAGAGUGUUGAAGUUCUAUUAGAUGAAAUGACUGGCAGAGUAAAUGCUAUAGAAACUUUAUACAAAGUUUUGACUGAGAAAUUCAUGAUGGUGAUGUUAAACCAGUACAGAAAAGAUAUUCUUUCAUGUUUGUCCAUACAUAAAAAAAUGGCUCACAGAAAGCAGAUUCUUGUCAAGUCAUAAACGC
Saccostrea echinata is the source of this 2860-nucleotide messenger RNA. RefSeq lists its product as uncharacterized. Gene Ontology annotation, biological process: telomere maintenance; DNA repair. Lineage: Eukaryota; Metazoa; Mollusca; Bivalvia; Ostreida; Ostreidae. Gene Ontology annotation, molecular function: ATP hydrolysis activity; DNA helicase activity. The transcript is spliced from 6 exons. Bases 361 to 2856 code for a protein of 831 amino acids. The record is from RefSeq and is a predicted model, not a curated record.